Molecule: messenger RNA, 2845 nt
Organism: Fundulus heteroclitus (mummichog)
Lineage: Eukaryota; Metazoa; Chordata; Actinopteri; Cyprinodontiformes; Fundulidae
Product: prostaglandin reductase 3
Exons: 2
Coding region: 490-1719 (409 amino acids)
Cellular component (GO): mitochondrion
Molecular function (GO): oxidoreductase activity; zinc ion binding
Source: RefSeq, a predicted model, not a curated record
UUUUUUACAUUUUGAAUCAAUCUGUGGUGUUUUCCAGAGAAGGAAGACGGUGCUUUGGGAGGGAAACGCUUGGAUGUGUGCGGAUUGAUUCGCUUCACCUUCGCCUGUACUAGGAAGUGAAUGCUGUGUCCGGGAAAGGGGAGGGACUCCGACGACAAGUCAGGGGCGCUGCUGUUGUGCCUCUUCCCCACUGAGCUGCGGCGGUGCUGCUUUUUAAUCCUUAAAAAAAAAAAAAAAAAAACAGACACACAUACACAUCCAGUGUGCAGUUUUGCCCGAAGAUACCGCGUUACAAAGCGGGCUGAUUUAUUUUUAUUCAUUUUUUUUUUUUUUUUACUCGCUAAAACGCGUUCAGCCUGGCCUGAUCCGAUCUGCCCGCCGUGCAAUGCGCAAAGGAGGGAGGGGGGGGGAAAGCCUGUAGCGCAGGCUAACGGCAGCAGGGCUCAUUGCUGCAAGUUUGCUCCGUGAACUUUGCCACAAUUGAGAGCCAUGACCAGCCCGCCGUCGCUGCUGCUGCUGGGGAGGAGAGCCGCGGCGUCGCUUAUCGGCCGGGGCUGCGCCGGAGUCACCGACGCGCGUUCGGGAGUUCGCUCGGCGGUUCCGAGGCGCUUCAUCAUCGACACGUCCUACGCGGCGCACUUCAUGGAUUUCAAAGGCUCCGCUAUACCGAGCAGCAUGAAGAAGCUGGUCGUCACCAAGCUCAGUCAGGAUUUCAGAGAGGCCGUCUCCGUGCGCACCGUCGCCGUUCCGACGCCCGGAGACGCAGAGCUCCUCGUCAGGAAUCGCUUUGUGGGAAUCAACGCCUCUGAUAUCAACUACUCCGCAGGCCGAUAUGACCCCUCGGUGAAGCCCCCCUUCGACGCCGGCUUUGAGGGAAUCGGCGAGGUCGUGGGCCUCGGCCUCAGCGCCAGCUCUCGCUACGCCGUCGGCGACACGGUGGCUUACUUCGGCAGCGGCGGCGCAUUCGCCGAGUACACGGUGGUGCCUGCCAAAGAGAGCGUGCCCGUUCCCUCGGUGAGGCCCGAGUUCCUCACCCUGCUGGUGAGCGGCGCCACGGCCUACAUCGCCCUGCGGCGCCUGGGCGACCUGGCUAAGGGCGAGACCGUCCUGGUCACAGCGGCUGCCGGGGGAACGGGACAGUUCGCCGUGCAGUUCGCCAAGCGGGCCGGCUGCCACGUCGUCGGCACGUGUUCGUCCGACGAGAAAGCCGGCUUCCUCAAAUCCAUCAGCUGCGACAGGCCCAUCAACUACACCGCCGAAGAUCUCGCCAAGACGCUGAGGAAGGAGUACCCGCUGGGCAUAGACGUGGUGUACGAGUCGGUGGGAGGCAGCGUCCUGGAGCUCGCCGUGAACAGCCUGGCCAAUAAGGGCAGGCUGAUAGUGAUCGGCUUCAUCUCGGGCUACCAGACGGCGUCGGGCAUCGCUCCCUUCAAAGGAGGGACGCUGCCGGUCAAGCUGCUCCAGAAGUCGGCCAGCGUCCGGGGUUUCUUCUUGCCCCACUUCGUCGGGGACUACAAGGAGGCCCUGAGCAGCAUGAUGCAGAUGUUUGCCAAAGGGGAGCUGGUGUGUGAGGUGGAUUGUGGGGAUAUGGCGGAGGAGGGAAGAUUUGUGGGUCUGGAGUCGGUUUUCAGGGCAGUGGACUACAUGUACGCUGGGAGAAACCUGGGCAAGGUCGUUGUAGAGGUGGCACCUCCGAUUGUUGGCGAUAGCAAGCUGUGAUUUACUUGAUUAACGAUGCACUAAAAUCAAAUCAAACUUUGAGUGGCCUUAGAGUUUAGAUUCUAUUUUCACAAGAUCUUUAGUAAAGCUCAAUAAAGAAUGAUUGCUAAACUUGCACUAAAUAUUGAAAAAAGUAUUUUGCUUCUGUUAAUAAGAUUUGAACAGUUUAAUCUAUAUUCCUGUAUUUUUAUGUAUGAGUUAAUUUCAGGUAACACUUUUUUUUAUAUAUAUUGUUUUGUUUUUUAAAUGGCACACAAGACGUACACAAUGUAACAAUCUAAGAAAAAAAUAUAUGGAAGUCUUAAAAACAAAGACUAUUCAGUUCAUAAAAUUAUGUAAUAGUGCAGAGGACAGUAAUAUGCUGCUUUGAUCACAUCUAUGUAAACCCUCUAGUUAGAGUAGACGCGAUGUCCGGUCCAACAUAACAUAGAAAAGGCUCCCCCACGUUUUAUAAGAGGUAUUAUCUUUACUAUGUCAUUUACAAGUAGAGUUAUCUGAAGUAAAUAUAUUCUGUAAUAACCUUUGGCUUACAGUUGAAACCAGAUAUUUAUAUACACUUUGUAAGAAUACACACAGCUGUUCUUUUAUUCUUUGACAUUGAGUCAGACCUUUUUAGGUCUGUUAGAUGGACCAAAAUGCCAGAAUCAUUUUUAUUCAUCUUCUUGAAAUUCUGAAGUUUGCAUACACUAAGAAAACCAUGACUCAGGGCAGUUUAGGAAAGAUGCGAUUCAGUGUGAUUAAGAAAAAUCUAAAGAAGUCAGCUAUGCUUCCAGGAAGAGUUUUGCAGGUCUCCAUGAGACCUCUAUAGAAGUUAAACCAUGGGAUUGUCAUCUAACUCUCCAGAGAGGGGAGCGGUUCUGUGUCCCAGAGAUGAAUGUGUUUUGACUCGAGAUGUGCGCAUUAACCCCAAAAUAAAAGGAAAGGACCUUGAGAAGAUGCUGACUGAAGCCAAUAACAGAGUCCUAUCCCAACAUGCAGUAAAACCGCACUUGGUAAAGAAGAAACAGUUUUUUAAGAAUGAGAAGGCUGCUUAAAGUUUACAAAUUAUACUGAAGGACAAAGAGCUUCAUUUUGGAGAGAUGUGCUGUGGUCUGCUGAAGCUACAAAUGAAGUAUAUGAAAAUGGG